AUGGAGCAGUGCAGUGCAUUCAGUGACAUAUUGCGUGUGCCGCCCUUCACCUAUGAUGUCGAGGCCUGGUUCCUGUACCUCGAAGCUGUGUGGGCCGGCGCGGACCUCCCUGACCUCCAGCGAUACCAGGCGGUUGUCCGGGCACUCCCCUCAGAAGUGGUCGCUCGUCUGUACAGUGUCCUCUCCAACCUGCCGGAGGCAGACAGGUAUGGCGCCCUUAAGUCGGCCAUCACGGGGGUCUUUGGGCGGUCCCGCGAAGCCUGUUUCGCCGCACUUGACUCAGCUCGGUAUGACGGCGGCCGCCCGUCGGCACUCCUGGCGAGGUUGUCCGCCCUGAACAGGGCGGCAGGGUUCCCGUGGUCGGAGGAGAUGGUGCGCCACAAACUCUCCUCUCUCCUGCCGCAGCCUGUCCGUCUCCAGCUGGCGGCUGCCCCACAGGCCCUCUCCUUGGAGGAAUUCUCGGCCCUCGUGGACAGAGUGCACGAGGCCCACGUGGUGUCGCCCCCAGCAGACCCCGCCCCGGCCUGCCUGUGCCCCGUCAACGCCGCGGCCCCGACGGACCAGCCAACCGCACCAGCGGAAUCUCUCUCUCUCCACGUCCUCCAGCAACAGGCGGCGGUGACCUCGGGGGCUCGCCGUAACCCACCCCUGGCUGCAGUGCCCAGCUCCACUGAGACCCGCCUUGCUUCGGUGGAGGCCUCCCUGCGGCGCCUGGAAGCUCUGCUCGCCCGCUCUCCUACCCAGACGGACGCUGGGGUCUGUUUCUACCACAGGCGUUUCGGGGAGGAGGCACGCAGCUGCCGACCGCCAUGUGCUUGGCCCCGCCAGGGAAACGGGGCGGGCGGGGGCCGCUAA
Messenger RNA from Portunus trituberculatus (swimming crab), 855 nucleotides. RefSeq lists its product as uncharacterized. The transcript has a single exon. The record is from RefSeq and is a predicted model, not a curated record. Lineage: Eukaryota; Metazoa; Arthropoda; Malacostraca; Decapoda; Portunidae. The coding region runs from base 1 to 855 and encodes 284 amino acids.